UCGCGGCCGUGCCGGUUGUGAGACUUCGGCGGCGCAUCAAGAAGGAACAAAAUGUCGUCUGGCAUCGUGCCCCCCAAGAGUGGUUCCCCACUGAGGAAGCGGGCCAGUCUUCAGGCUCCCACCACAGCAGAGAUCCACGGAGGACCACGGACCCGCCAACUGCAGCCUGCACGUUCCCUCCCAGGGCCUCCCCACUGCCUGAAGCAUUUUCCUGUUGACUUGCGUACCUCCAUGGAUGGCAAGUACAAGGAGAUUGCCGAGGAGCUGUUUUGCCGCUCGUUGGCUGACAGUGAAAUGCGCAGUGCCCCCUAUGAGUUCCCUGAAGACAGCCCCAUUGAACAGCUGGAGGAGAGACGUCAGCGGCUGGAACGGCAAAUCAGUCAGGAUGUGAAACUAGAGCCCGACAUUUUACUCAGAGCCAAACAGGACUUCCUGAAAAUUGACAGUGCUGCUGACUUACAGUUGUUUAAGGAACAGGGUGAGGACCUUGUGGACCAUCUUCCUAAAGAUCGAGAUGUGCUUCUAGAGAGAGAGUUUCAGAGGGUCACCAUCUCUGGCGAAGAGACAUGUGGGGUGCCUUUCACAGAUUUGUUGGAUGCAGCUAAGAGUGUAGUGAAGGCGCUGUUCAUUCGGGAGAAGUACAUGGGGCUUUCUUUCCAAAGCUUCUGCAAGACCACAGCCCGCUUCCUACAAAACCUUUCAGAAAAGCCUUUGGCCCUGAGGAUGUAUGAGGAGAUCCCUGAGACCCCAGUGGCUGCAGAUGCUCCAGUGCACCCACCAUUCGCAGAUCAACAUCCAUAUGAGAAGUGUGAUCCUGAAUCAAUGCCUGGAGACCUUGGCUUUGGAUUGAAGAUGGUUAAUGGCGUAGUUCAUGUGUACACCAAGCAAGACAUCACUGACAAAACUACAGAACUGGACUUACCUUAUCCUGAUUUCCCUACUUCAUUCAUCCAUAUAUGCAAGAGCUGGGCUUACAUGACCCCUACGUCUGAUGGCAUUUCUGCUAAAUCUGGUCAUGCUCAUAUUCUAGCAGGGUGGAGGAUGCUUCCGAUACCUGUCAUAAAAUCCUUCUGCUACCGACGGCUGCAGUACCUGAGUUCAAAAUUCCAGAUGCACGUUCUGCUCAAUGAGAUGAAAGAGCUGGCAGCCCAGAAGAAGGUGCCGCAUCGUGAUUUCUACAAUAUCCGGAAGGUGGACACACACAUCCACGCGUCAUCCUGCAUGAACCAGAAGCAUCUGCUGCGCUUCAUCAAGCGGGCUAUGAAGAAGCACUUGGAAGAAAUCGUUCAUGUGGAGAAGGGCAAGGAACAAACUCUUAAGGAGGUCUUUGAGACCAUGAAUCUCACAGCCUACGACCUCAGUGUGGACACGCUUGAUGUCCAUGCGGACCGUAACACCUUCCAUCGUUUUGACAAGUUCAACGCAAAAUAUAACCCCAUUGGAGAGUCUGUCCUUCGUGAGAUAUUCAUCAAGACAGACAAUCAAGUGUCGGGAAAAUACUUUGCCCACAUAAUCAAGGAGGUGAUGUUUGACCUGGAGGAGAGCAAGUAUCAGAAUGCAGAACUGCGCCUUUCCAUCUAUGGUCGUUCACGGGAUGAGUGGGACAAGUUGGCCAAGUGGGCUGUGCGCCACAAAGUGCAUUCCAACAAUGUGCGCUGGCUGGUGCAGGUGCCUCGUCUGUUUGAUGUGUACAAGACCAAGAAGCAGCUGGCGAACUUCCAAGAGAUGCUAGAGAACAUUUUCUUGCCCCUCUUUGAAGCUACUAUACAUCCUGCCAGCCAUCCAGAGUUGCAUCUCUUCUUGGAGCACGUGGAUGGCUUUGACAGUGUGGAUGAUGAAUCGAAGCCAGAGCACCACAUCUUUAACUUGGACAGCCCCUUGCCUGGGAACUGGACAGAAGAGGACAACCCGCCCUAUUCCUAUUACCUUUAUUACACGUAUGCCAAUAUGGUGGUACUCAACCAUUUGCGCAGGAAGAGAGGCUUCCAUACUUUCGUGCUGCGCCCCCACUGUGGGGAGGCAGGACCCAUCCAUCAUCUGGUAUCGGGUUUCAUGCUGUCAGAGAACAUAUCGCAUGGCCUCCUGCUCCGCAAGGCACCUGUGCUGCAGUACCUCUACUACCUGGCUCAGAUUGGCAUUGCCAUGUCUCCUCUUAGUAAUAACAGCCUGUUCUUGAGCUACCACCGUAAUCCGCUGCCAGAGUACCUCUCGCGGGGCCUUGUGGUCUCCCUGUCCACAGAUGACCCCCUGCAGUUCCACUUCACCAAGGAGCCCCUGAUGGAAGAGUACAGCAUUGCCACCCAGGUGUGGAAGCUCAGCUCCUGUGACAUGUGUGAACUUGCGAGAAACAGCGUGCUCAUGAGUGGCUUCUCCCACAGGGUAAAGAAGUACUGGUUGGGACCCAACUACUGGAAGGAGGGGCCUGAAGGCAACGAUAUCCGGCGCACCAAUGUGCCAGACAUCCGGGUGGCCUACCGCUUUGAGACCCUGUGCCAGGAGCUGACCCUCAUUACACAGGCUGUGCAGACAGAAGAACUGGAGACUAUCCAGGAGGAAGACUCUCUGACCAUGAGCUCCAGCCUGAAUACUCGCUAAAGGAUGCUGGUUUACAGUCUCCCACUCACCCCCUCUCUGGCCUUCCAAGAUGGGGCUGUCCCAGAGCAUGAAGGGACCCUGGCUACCUCCCUGCCCCAUAGAGCUUUUUAAUUUCCUGAUUGUGUCCCCUCCUCCAAGCAUAGUGUUACCUUCUGUAUCUCUUGGAAAGGGAUUUCUGUUUUAUUUGCACUUGGUAACCUGCUGGAGCAUUUUGGAUCAUGACUAGAAUGAUGCUUAGGAAGGGGGAUAGGGAGCAUCCUGCACACUGGAUUGGAGCUCUAGCGGUGCUGUUGGUCAACACAGGCUGGCUGCAGAGGCUGGAGAGCUAGGAACAAGUAUGUAGCUGAGGGUGGCUGAUCAAACUUUGACGGCCCUAGCUGGUUGCACCAAGGCAGAAUGAAGCAAUAGCGUUUAUUCUAUUUAGAAUGGACUGCUGUCAUUUGUUCUUAGUCUGUAUGCCCUGCCUGGGGGAAAGAUAUGGUGGUGGAGCUGAUGGGCACAGCAUGUGCAAACAAUGGUUUUGGUGUCCCCUGCUACCUCAAACUGGUUUCCAUGUAAUAUUCUUUUUUUUUGGCUGUUGCUAGCUGUGACUUCACAGGGGCCCUUGAAGGAUCCUGUUAAGCAGAAACAGCCCUACCAGCAUAGGCAGCAUGCCACCACGGUUGCUGAGAAGCAGUAGCCUCUGCAUUUCAGUAUUAAGGGUCCAGUCUGAAGCAGAGCUGAAAAGCAAAACCUUUUGUCUUUCCUUGUAAAGCCAGAAUAUUUUGACACCAGUCUCUUCUUGGCUCAGGGAAAGUAUACAGCCUUGAACCUCUGUCUUAGGAAGCAGACUCUGGUGUGUUGGAGUAGACCUGCCUGAUAGCAGAGAGGAGCUAGUGUGCCACACACAGGCACUUUUAAACUUUUUGUGUCUCUUUUGUGCAUCUCUCUGUCCCUUUCUACUACUAUGUAUCAGGAGAAGGGGUUGCAUGUUUUUAAAGUUGUAACAAGGGGCAGCUGAUGAUGGUUUUGGCACUGGACAAAUAAGGCUGUUCCAGAGGGGAUAGCGUCAGAGCUGAGAACCUUGCCCAACAUGGGAAUUCAAGAGGAAAUGGCCCUUGCCUUAUUCUUAGUGCCUGAGAUGUGCACCCUGUGUGGGGUGCUCACACAGCAUCCCAGUCCCCUUUCUCAAAAGUUGGUUGCUUCUCAGCUGCCUUGGGCUGGUAACAAGGGAGAAUGUUUAGCUCCCAGUACACUGUCAGGAGGGGACAUACUUACCACAUGCUUGGAUGUACCAUAUGAACCUACAUCCUUCUCCCCUCUAAUUGGUUAGGGAGAAUCUGUCUCUUUCUGGCUCUGCCCCUGUCUACUUCGCGUAGGGUUCUUUACCUGGCAAGAAGAAAAGCCAUAAAGUGCUUCAGUUUUCUUACCAGUAAAAUAGCUGCUGUUCUGGGAACGAGCACAAAGCCUGUGGUGGAGGGU
Molecule: messenger RNA, 4056 nt
Organism: Gekko japonicus
Lineage: Eukaryota; Metazoa; Chordata; Lepidosauria; Squamata; Gekkonidae
Gene: AMPD2
Product: adenosine monophosphate deaminase 2
Exons: 18
Coding region: 52-2595 (847 amino acids)
Biological process (GO): IMP salvage; AMP metabolic process
Cellular component (GO): cytosol
Molecular function (GO): AMP deaminase activity
Source: RefSeq, a predicted model, not a curated record